Staurois parvus is the source of this 361-nucleotide messenger RNA. Lineage: Eukaryota; Metazoa; Chordata; Amphibia; Anura; Ranidae. The record is from the annotation of a GenBank genome assembly.
CUGCAGACAUAGUUCAGGAAAUGACAGAGACUGCGGUAUGUACUACAGGAGGUGACCAGAGAUGCAGACAUAGUAUUGAGAUGACCAGAGACUGCAGACAUGCGGAUGUACUACAGGAGAAUGACCAGAAAGACUGCAGACAUAGUACAGGAGAUGACCAGAGACUGCGGAUGUACUACAGGAGAUGACCAGGGACUGCGGACAUUACUACAGGAGAUGACCAGAGACUGCCAAAUACUACAGGAGAUGACCAGAGACUGCAGUAUGUACUACAGAAGAUGACCAGUGACUUGAUACAGUGUGGCGAUGGAGACAGCAGCAAUGGGGAGGCCGUACAGGGACCCAUGAGAGACUCCUGGAC